UAGAAAAUGUGAUUUAAUCAUUUGUACAGAAAUUACAAAUUUAAAUUUGGCACGAUUUCAAUACCCAUAAUGCAACUGGUGAGUAAUGAAAAUUUUGACGUCACUCUGCGUCAGAAUUCAGUUUCGCAAUUUCUCCGCCAGAGAGGCUAAUUUAAUCAUUGUGACUUCAUAGUUCCUAGUGUUUUUCUUUUUUUCCUACUUGUUAUUUUGGCAGCAAAAUGGAUAAAUCGUCAAAAUACUUGAAACAAUUCCAAUUGUUUAAAUGCGAAAUUUUAUAAAUUUAAAAUGUGCGGAAUGGAAUUCUAUGGCUUUGUACAAGUUGAAAUAUCAUUUUAGGGAUUUAACGGAUUGUUAACUUUCCAGUGUCUUCACUAACAAGUGUUUUUUUCCUUUAAAACUUUGACGUGUGUAUCAUUUAUUAACUUGUUACAAGUCGGAGAGAGUUACUUCCCGGGAGUGUCUUAAAUCUUUAUUAUUCCAUUUAUCGAUUAUAAAGUCUUCUAUGAAGUUUUAUCCCGCAAAAAACAGCUCCAAUCCUAGCCUCAUACCUGUAUAAAAGAAGGAAAAAAUUGUAAUACUAAUUAACCAUCGAUAUAACGAAUUUAGAUGUAACGGGCUAACCUUUUUGUUCCUUAAAGUGGAAAAAUUCGGUCGGGUGGGUCACUUCGCAUCGUUCAGGGUUCAGCAUUCGUUUUAACAUUAUCGAUCGGUAAUGCGACAUAUAUUAUUAAAUAAUGGCCCGCUAGCACAUGGACAACCUUGAAAAGGCGGGGAGAGAGCGAAAUAAAAUCUAUCCUUCCAUAACAACUGCAUGUUUAUGAAGGAAAGCUACUCUAAUUGACGCUAACCAGAUAUCGUUGGUGUCGAAUGCGGGAAAGACGCAAUUGCUGGAGUGUCAUCCACUCACAAAUUUAUUAAUCAGCUUUAACUUCCUUCUGGUGACGUCAAGGACGUCCGUUUCUGAUGAUCUGGCAGCAAAAAGGAAUGGUUGGCGCGAAAUGUUGACAUUAACUGCGCUACUCCACGUCACGUUUCGCUAUCUGUUUCCCAAAGCCGAAUCCAUAAAGCGUGAAAGCCUACGCCCGUCACGAGCUACGUCACGUUCCAGUUUGUCUCACCGUAGAAAACAUAUUUGGUAUGAAUCGGAAGAUGGAAGCGCGCAAAAUCGUAAUCUUUUGGAUACUAACAGUCCUUCUUCCGGCCUGGUCCUUCCUAACUUUCCCCAAAGGAGAGAGUCGUUCCUCUACAGGUCCGAAAGUGAAUAUGAAAUGUCGCCGAAAUCUGUUUCCCGCCAUUCCUCAAUUGGCGGGACCACCGAAGUCCACUGUGAAGACCUGAUAGUUACACCUUUUGCACAAAUAUUGGCAAGUCUGAGAAAUGUUCGAAAUAAUUACAUCUGCCUCACUAACGUUGCUCCUUCAAGUUCCAGAUGUCGAAGAGCAUCUAAUGCUGCAGCAACCAUAUCAGCUACUCUUUCAAACAGAACUAAUUUGACAGAUGAUGAUAUUCAGAAAUUGGCACAGGAAACAUUAGAAGAACUGGACUGGUGCUUAGAUCAGUUAGAAAGUAUUCAUGCACAUCGUUCAGUAGGAGAUAUGGCUUCUAGCAAGUUUAAAAGAAUGUUAAAUAAAGAAUUGAGCCAUUUUUCUGAGUCUAAAUCAGGAAGUCAGAUAUCAGAAUAUAUUUGCAACACUUUCUUAGAUAAGCAUGAAUUAGAUUUGCCAUCUCUUCUGGAUGAUGAAAGUCAAACAAUAAAUAGUGGAGUUACAAAAACUCGGGGUACAAUGUCACAGAUCUCUGGUGUAAAAAAACCUCUGUGCCAUACGAAUAGUCUUACCAAGCUUCCAAAAUAUGGAGUAGAAACCCCUUACGAAGAUGAAUUAGGAAGAGUAUUACAAGAUAUUGAUCGUUGGGGAAUAGAUAUAUUUGAAAUUGCAGAAGUUUCUAAUCAUCGACCUUUAACAGCAGUUACUUAUACUAUUUUUAGAGAAAGAGAUUUAUUGAAAACCUUCAAAAUUCCAUCAAAAUCAUUUCUAAAUUUCCUUUUUACUUUGGAAGAUCAUUACUUAAAAGUGCCAUAUCACAGCAGCAAUCAUGCUGCAGAUGUUACACAAUCUGUUCAUGCACUACUACUCUCUCCUGCUUUAGAUUCUGUUUUUAGUGAUCUAGAAAUUCUGGCAGCUCUAUUUUCAGCUGCACUGCAUGAUGUGGAUCAUCCUGGUUUAACAAAUCAAUAUUUAGUGAAUUCAAGUUCAGAGCUGGCUUUGAUGUAUAAUGAUGAAUCAGUAUUGGAAAAUCAUUCUUUAGCUGUAGGAUUUAAAAUCUUGCAAGAUGAAAAUUGUAAUAUAUUUGUUAAUUUAAGUAAAAAACAACGACAGACUGUUAGAAAAAUGGCUAUUGAUAUGGUACUUGCCACUGAUAUGUCUAAACAUAUGAGUCUACUAGCAGAUCUUAAAACAAUGGUAGAAACUAAAAAAGUAGCAGGAUCAGGUGUAUUGCUUUUAGAUAAUUAUACUGAAAGGAUUCAGGUUUUACAAAAUAUGUUACAUUGUGCUGAUCUUAGUAAUCCUACUAAACCUCUGAAAUUAUAUCAAAAAUGGGUUGAUUUGAUAAUGGAGGAAUUCUUCCAACAAGGAGAUAAAGAAAGAGAAGAAGGAAUGGACAUCAGUCCCAUGUGUGAUAGAAAUACUGCAACUGUUGAAAAAACUCAGGUGGGUUUUAUUGACUACAUUGUUCAUCCCUUGUGGGAAACUUGGGCUGAUUUAGUAAAUCCUGCUGCUCAAGAUAUCUUGGAUACAUUGGAAGAAAAUCGAGAUUGGUAUCAAAAUAUGAUUCCUAUAAGUCCAACUAACAGUAUGAUUGAAAUUUCUCAUGAAGAUGGAGAUAGUGAUGCAGGAUCACAACAUGAUCUUGUAGCUGCAGCUGAAAAAAUCAAAUUCCACAUCACAGCUGAUGAUCUGGAGGAUGAUGAAGAUGAAGAUGAAGAUGGUGAUUGUGGUUAAAUCGCAUGCUUUCCAACAAAAUUAGAUCAUAUUCAAAGGAGUUCUUUCUAGUCCUGUAAUCAGUCCCGUGGGGUAAAGGGACAUCAACUUUAAAACAAUCUUGCCCGAGCCCAGAAUUAAUAUUAUAGAAAGUAUUUAGAUCAGUAUAGAGAAAAAAAUCAAUUCUCUGCAUGUUGUCGUUUGUAAAAUAGUUCUCCCAAAUGUGGUGCUUUAUCAAUAUUGUGAUCAUUGUCAUCGUCAUCAAAUAUUCAACAUUGUACAAAAUUUAGUAUUGUUGAUAAUUUGCUCAGGCAUAGUGCCAUGAUUUUAUUCUUUGUCAGUCAUAAUUUAGAAAUUUAUUUUGAGGGGGAAAAAAGCUUGAAAAAUAGUUCAUCUUUCUGUAGAUAAAGUUUUUAUUGAGGCUAUAUUUAUACAAAAUACUCAUAAGGAUUUGUGAAUGUGAGCUGCUAUGUAAAGACUAUUUAGAUAUGCUUUAAGAGUGAUUUAUACCUCUCAAAACACUUGCAGAAUAUCAAAAUGUACAAUCACAACAAAUCCCUUAAUAUAUAUAUUUAUAAUGUCAGUGGUGAAUAUUACCCUGGCUGAUGUUCAUAUUGUUAUAUGAAAUGCAUUUUGGUUAAAUUUUAUAAAUGAUAAAUAUAAUUUGAGAAAAAAAUAUCCAGUUAUAAAGUUGAAAAUGUUUAUAAGAUUUUGUUCCUGAUCAGACCUUCCAUAUUUUGUUUAAUAUUUUAAACACUUCAUUUGUUUCAUUUUUUCAUUUCUUUUAUUCUUUUACAGAUUUCCUUUUCUUGAUAUGCAAUAAUAAAAUAUUGCUUAGUGUUUUAACAUUGAAAAAUAUUUAUAAUGUAUGUACAGUUCAUGUCUUCAAUAUGUACAGUCUGUAGAUAAUAUAAUCAAAUAUUUAAAGUUCUCCACAGUUUGAACUGUGGAUGUAUUACACAUUAAGCAAUAAGAUAGUUAAAUUUUCUUGUUUUGUAUAAAUUUAUUUUGGAUUGAAAAUCCUUAAGCAUUUUUUUUUCUACAGUUUUAUGAAAAGGAAAACGUAAUUGUUAAUUGUGGUUGUGAUUUUAUUUCCUUUUAAUUCAGCCAGUUCCUCAAUUGAGAAAAAAACAAAAUGGCCAGAAAUUAAAUAAAAUGUUUUAUUGUUCUGAAUGUUUUAUUGUUCUUAAUGCAUACACACUCUAAAAUGGUAAAAAGUACAAUUAUGAAAAUUAACAAAUUUACCAUCAAAUAGAAUUUAUAAAUAGAUUGAAGAAACAAAAUAUACAGGGUUACAUCUCAAUAACCCAUUAUUUAUUAAUGUUUAAAAAUAACUUUUAGUCAGUGUUCAAGAUUAUCAAAUCGUCUAAAGAACUACGUGACCCCAGUGGGGUGGAAAUUUCAAUUGGAACCCUAUCAAAACAACAUAUUUGGAUUCUAUGCUUAAAAAAACAGCUUUUAGUCGGAAUUUUUUCUUAAAUAUUUUUAAAAAUCCUUGUAAAGCAACGGUUGACAAAUUAAUACAAAAAUCAAUUCGAAUUUUUCUGUAUCCAAAUAGCUUAGCUCACACAAUUGGAUUUUUUUGUGUGUGUGUGUGGGGAAAUACAAUAAGGUACGAGUGUUGUUCAGUUCCAACAGCCAAAGAAGAUAGGAGAAUAAAAUAGCCUGUGCAUCAAUCACACCUACAUUGUUAGCAUUUAUUCAAAUAAAUUAUGUAAUGACACUAAAUAAAUGCUUGAUAGUAUGCCCUACGUGCUGUUUUACAAACUGAUUAAAAUGUUAAAAAGUUGCGCUGCAUCAUUAUUAUUAAUGACAAAAAGCAGGAAUGUAAUCUUGUAUUUUGUUUAAUUGCGAAAUGUUUACGAAUUUAAAUACAGAAAGAAGGCCUUUAUCGUUUGCGCAUAUUUGACGUCACGUCCGGUUUAUCAGCUUUCAGUAAUUCUUCAGUUUUGUAACGAUUCUCGCUGCAGCCAAAUUUUUUCACCAACAGAAUAAUUUUCUAUUUAUAGUUCGACCAAAUUAAUAACAAUUUAAAAAUAAAACAGAUAUUAGUAAACUCUCCUGUACGCGUAUAAGA
Molecule: messenger RNA, 5058 nt
Organism: Centruroides sculpturatus (bark scorpion)
Lineage: Eukaryota; Metazoa; Arthropoda; Arachnida; Scorpiones; Buthidae
Product: cAMP-specific 3',5'-cyclic phosphodiesterase, isoforms N/G-like
Exons: 14
Coding region: 999-3002 (667 amino acids)
Biological process (GO): signal transduction
Cellular component (GO): nucleus; cytosol; perinuclear region of cytoplasm
Molecular function (GO): 3',5'-cyclic-AMP phosphodiesterase activity
Source: RefSeq, a predicted model, not a curated record